Thrips palmi is the source of this 5196-nucleotide messenger RNA. Its product is annotated as zinc finger protein 271-like. Gene Ontology annotation, biological process: regulation of transcription by RNA polymerase II. The record is from RefSeq and is a predicted model, not a curated record. Gene Ontology annotation, cellular component: nucleus. The coding region runs from base 135 to 3266 and encodes 1043 amino acids. The transcript has 20 exons. Lineage: Eukaryota; Metazoa; Arthropoda; Insecta; Thysanoptera; Thripidae. Gene Ontology annotation, molecular function: RNA polymerase II cis-regulatory region sequence-specific DNA binding; DNA-binding transcription activator activity, RNA polymerase II-specific.
ACGGCUCGGCGCACCCCACCGCCCACCCCGUGGCCGUGGUGCACGUCGCGGCGGGCGGCCAGGCGGUCGGCGCCGAGAUCAAGCACGAGGCGGGCAAGGCGGGGGCGAGUGGUCACAAGGACCAGCGCCUCAUCAUGUCGGGCUUCCCUAUGCAAGAAAUUAAAGGUCACAUGAUGGACUUGAGAACGGUAGACGGAAGCAUUCUAAAGAUAACCACACCUAAUGGGGAACAGGAGCUUGCCAAAACAUUAGGUGUUGAAAUGGUUCAAAAUAUGUAUAAAGUUAAUGUUGAAGAUAUAAAUCAACUUUUAGCCUAUCAUGAAGUUUUUGGUAAACUUCAAAAUGAAAUGGUGACAGCUGGACAACCAACUAAUUCUACUACUGUGACCACAACUACCUCACAACCUCAACAACCUGCAGCUGCAGCAAUAACAGCUGCACGACAACAUGCAGAACCAGCUGUUCUUCAAAAUGGUGUGAUGGUGAAAACAUUAAAUGAAGGAGGUGAAGGUGUGUCAGGUACCACUUCACCCUCUUCAUUAGCCUCAGCUGUAACUCACGCUUGUGAUGUGUGCGGCAAAAUGUUUCCCUUCCGGUACCAGCUCAUAGUCCAUCGUCGGUACCACACAGAACGAAAACCAUUUACUUGUCAGGUUUGUGGUAAGGCAUUUUCAUGUGCGGCUGAACUGACAAGGCAUGGGAAGUGUCACUUAGGAGGCAGCAUGUACACAUGUUCAGUGUGUUUCCAUGUGUUUGCCAAUGCUGUUUCAUUAGAACGCCAUAUGAAGAGACAUUCAACAGAGAAACCUUACGCUUGUCCUGUCUGUGGUAAAUCAUUUGCAAGAAAAGAACACCUUGACAAUCAUACUAGAUGCCACACAGGAGAGACGCCUUACCGUUGUCAAUACUGUGCUAAGUCUUUUACCCGUAAGGAGCAUAUGGUAAAUCAUGUGCGAAAGCACACUGGUGAAACUCCACAUCGCUGUGAUAUUUGCAAGAAAUCAUUUACAAGAAAGGAACAUUUUAUGAACCAUGUCAUGUGGCACACGGGUGAAACUCCUCAUUCUUGUCAGGUCUGUGACAAGAAAUUCACUCGGAAGGAACAUCUUGUGAACCACAUGCUCACGCACUCCAAUGAGACGCCUUUUCGCUGUGAAACCUGUGGGAAGACAUUUGUAAGGAAGGAACACUUCACGAGCCACAUCAUGUGGCACACUGGUGAGACGCCGCAUCAAUGUGAUCUCUGUGGGAAAAAAUUCACCCGUAAGGAGCACCUGUUGAACCACGUCCGGCAGCAUACAGGUGAGAUGCCGCACCAGUGCCAACUCUGUUCCAAGAGGUUCUCUCGAAAGGAGCACCUAAUUAUCCACACCCGCCUGCACACAGGUGAAACGCCGCACCAUUGUGAAUACUGCCCCAAGAAAUUCUCCCGUAAGGAACACCUAUUGAUUCACACCCGUCUACACACAGGUGAAACACCACAUCAUUGUGAAUACUGCCCCAAGAAAUUUGCUCGUAAGGAGCAUCUUAUUAUCCAUACCCGCCAUCACACAGGUGAAACUCCACACCAUUGCGAAUACUGCCCCAAGAAAUUCGCUCGUAAGGAGCACCUUGUGAUCCACACUCGGAUGCACACAGGUGAAAUGCCGUACCACUGUGAAUACUGUCCCAAGAAAUUUGCUCGUAAGGAGCAUCAAAUUAUCCACACGCGUCUUCACACAGGUGAAAUGCCGCACCAGUGUGAAUACUGUCCCAAGAAAUUCUCUCGUAAGGAACACCUAAUAAUUCACACCCGUCUGCACACAGGUGAGAUGCCUCAUCAGUGCGAAUAUUGCCCCAAGAAAUUUUCUCGUAAGGAACAUCUCAUUAUCCACACGCGUCAACACACAGGUGAAACGCCGCAUCAGUGUGAGUACUGUCCCAAGAAAUUCUCUCGUAAGGACCAUCUUACUAUCCACACUCGACUACAUACAGGUGAAACCCCCCAUCGGUGUGAGUUCUGCUCAAAAGCGUUCACACGUAAAGAACACCUGUUGAACCACGUUCGUCAGCACACUGGCGAGUCACCACAUCGCUGUGGAUAUUGCUCCAAAUCUUUCACUCGGAAAGAACACCUGAUCAACCAUGUGCGUCAACACACAGGUGAAACUCCAUUCCGGUGCCAGUACUGUCCAAAGGCCUUCACAAGAAAGGAUCAUCUCGUGAACCACGUCCGCCAGCACACGGGGGAGACGCCGCACAAGUGCCAGGAGCCUGGGUGCAGCAAGUCCUUCUCCCGGAAGGAGCACCUGGUGAUACACAUCCGGUCGCAUACGGGAGAGACGCCGUACCGCUGUCAGUACUGCCCGAAGGCGUUUGCGCGCAAGGACCACCUGACGAACCACAUUCGCCAGCAUACGGGCGAGACUCCUCACAAGUGCCAGGAGCACCCGUGCAGCUACUGCCCGAAAAUAUUCUCGAGAAAAGAGCACCUGGUGAUUCACGUGAGGAAGCACACGGGCGAGACCCCGUACCGCUGUCAGUACUGUCCCAAGGCGUUUGCCAGGAAAGACCACCUUGUCAUACAUGUGCGCCAGCACACAGGGGAGACUCCGCACAAGUGCAAGUAUUGCACAAAGGCAUUUACUAGAAAAGAACACCUAAAUAAUCAUGUCCGUCAACACACUGGUGAGUCUCCGCACCGCUGUCAGUUUUGCUCCAAGUCGUUCACUCGCAAGGAGCACCUGACUAACCACGUGCGGAUCCACACAGGCGAAUCACCCCAUCGAUGUGAGUUCUGCGCCAAGACCUUCACAAGAAAGGAGCAUUUGACGAACCAUCUUCGGCAGCAUACAGGAGAGACUCCUCAUUGCUGCCAUGUCUGCUCCAAACCCUUCACUCGUAAAGAGCAUCUCAUCAAUCAUAUGCGUUGCCACACAGGGGAGCGGCCUUUCGUCUGUGGAGAAUGUGGGAAGUCGUUCCCUCUUAAGGGAAAUCUUCUUUUCCAUCAACGUUCACACAAUAAAGGAACCACGGCUGCAGACAGGCCAUUCCGGCCUCCGGGAUUCCCUCCACCUGAACCCUUGUGGCGGGCUCCAGGAUUAGUAGCGGGUGUUCGUCCAGAUGGUGUAGAAGGGGAGCAAGCUGAGCAGUCUCAGCAACCUGGGCAGUCCCAGGCUCACCCAGCACAAACUCAAACUCAGGCACAGACACAAGCACAACCUCAGCCUCAGGCCCUUGCGCAGCCUCAGCCUGCCCAAGCACAAGCCCCAACGACCCAUGAAUAGUGAGCUGUUUAAUGUCAUGUUGGCCAUUAUUUCAGUGCUCUCAUAAGUGACCUGCUGUUGACUUUCUUAAAGUAAUUUGUAAAUACGUACAAUGAUAUUUCACCAAGUUUUGUCAACUUGGAGAGGGGGCUUUAAAUGUAACAUUUUUCCAAAAGGAAAUUUUAUGCAUGCAGGAAGUUAGUUGUGGAAUAGGUAGCUUGGUAGUGGCCAGGCAAAAUCAGCCCGGCGUGUGAUCUCAUGAUGAAAUCCUCCCCCUGCUAGACAUGCUCGCCAUACCUAUCAUGUAUAUUUUUGUACAGUAUGUACAGAACUUCCCAGUUAUUUGUUUCCUUCAAAAAGAUUUAUCAACCAAUUUAUACUUUGUUUUGAUUUACGAUCAUAUUUUACGGACAUUUUAACAUAAGAUUUGUUGAUAAUAUGAUAAAAUAUCAACAAAAAACUCUGUUAAUGUUUGGUUUAGUUUUCUGGCUCUGUCAGUCAUCUAUCCAGCAUGUCGUUGGGCUUCUAGUCAAAGCACUCCUAACCAAACAUCACACGACAUGGGCCUGUGGAUGUGUGGCUGUCUGAUGCCUACAUGUGCUGGGGGAUGGGAUCCAUCACUGUUUAGCAUAAAUGGCUUGUCUCUCAUUGGGGUGAAAGUGUAGAAAGAAUGUGAAGAAUGUAAAGAAUGUAUGUUUAUGGUGUGUUGAAUGUUGUUGUGUGAGAGAUUAAAGUUUUGUAUCAUGCUCUCUUCCAGUUUGUACAUACCUAAUUGUGGUUGUAUUUAAUAUUUAUCCAAGUAUUGCAAAGUAUUUACUGCAAUUUGUGUGAGAUUGAACACUCACUUAUAAGUGAAGUGUGCUGAACUGUUGCAUCGAACCUGUGACACAUUUACAUUUUUACACUUCUAUUAAAUAAAUUAAUGCUGUUUUGAAUCUCCUUGCCGAGAUCUAGGAGGAUAUAGGCAAACUGUAACAUAGAAUAGGUUAGACUAAGAUUGAAUUGCAGACAUAAUACAUUGGAAGCAAGCAAAUCAGUGAGGCAGGUCCUCAAACUGAGCAUUUAGAACAAACAGAUAUUGUCCUUUGAAUUAUGGGGAGUAGGGGGGGGCCUUCUUAUGUAAUGAUUGUAGAUGCUCUUUGAUGUUUAUCAUUUGAAGUGACUUUUCUUUCCUGUGAAUUACUGUUUUAAUGAAAAUACUUUUAUUGUCACUGUCUUGAUGAUCUGUUCUUGCUGGUAAUAAUUCUGUGCCUGGCAAUAUUCUCCUGUCCUCGUAACAUUUUUUUAAGGGAUUGGGAUGAAAAAUCUUAGACAUUAAGGGAAUUUUUUUUAUGUUCAUGUUUAUUGAAUUUUGCGAGGUCCUUACGAACCUUUAAGGCAGAGCAAUUGCCCUAUUUUAUAAAGAUUUUAUUUUUCUUUGUACAAUUAAUUCUUGUAUGUGACAUUUUCUAGAAUGAUAGUUGCACUUAAGUCCUUUUGAGAGUAGAAUAAGCAGAACAGUUCAUCAAGCCACCCAUUACCUAUGUUUAUGUUGAUUGUUAUUUUCAGUUGAUUAGCAUACCCUAUUUCACUUCACUUUGAUUACCUUGUGUUACCAUUGGUCAGAUUGUUUUAAAUCAUCUGUUCUCCCUGUUUUCUUUUAUAUUUGGUAUGAAAUCAUUGUUUUUGUGUGUAUGUGAUCAAGUAUGCAAGUGUGUACAUAAAAUCAAGUGCCAUGUAAAUACGAGUCAGGGCAAUGUAGUACCAUGUACAAUCCAGUGUUAGCUCAAGCUCUCCAGUUCCGUUUUAAUUGUAAUUUAUAUUGUUUAUAUGUAUGAAUAAUAGCCUAAAAUGCUAUAGUUAAUUAAGGUGGUGGUCUAGCUGAUUUGUACUUCCUCUGUCAUCUUGUCUUGCUGAGUAGGGGACAAACCAUUUUUUUUUCUUUUUUUUUCUUUUUGUAUUCAUCAUUAGA